GGAAAUUGUGGUCGGGACCGUCUGUAGCACCAUAGUCAAAGUCAACCAAAGCCUUCUUCUUCACCAAGCCAAAGGCUCUAUAAAAAUUAUCACUAGCCCCUCCUCUACAUUCAUACCCAUUACUGCAAAACCACCUUUUAACUCCUUUACAAACAGCCCUCUAGCUGUUACUUCAAGACCCGUAUCAAUGGCACUGAGCGACGUGAAGGUUCUGGGUGCGGCGCCCAGCUCGUACGUGAACCGGGUUCAAAUCGCCCUCAACUUGAAACAUGUCGACUACGAGUUUCUUGAGGAGACGUUUGGGUCCAAGAGUGAGUUGCUACUGAAAUCAAACCCGGUUCAUAAGAAAAUCCCGGUCAUGAUUCAUGGGGGGAAACCCAUUUGCGAGUCCCUUAUUAUUGUGCAGUACAUUGAUGAGGUGUGGACCGAUGGCCCGGAUAUUCUCCCUUCUGAGCCGUAUGAUCGGGCCAUGGCCCGAUUCUGGGCUGCUUAUGUUGAUGAUAAGUGGUUGCCGGCACUAAGUGGGAUUCGGAAUGCAAAGGGAGACGAGGCAAAAGCGGCAGCACUAGAGCAAUUUAUGGAAGGGAUGAUGCUGUUGGAGGAUGCUUUUGCCAAAUGUGGCAAAGGGAAGGACUUCUUCGGUGGUGACACAAUCGGGUACCUCGAUAUAGCCCUUGGGAGCUUCUUGGGGUGGCUGAGAGUGUCGGAGAAGAUGGCCGAUAUAAAGCUGCUCGAUGAAACCAAGACCCCUGGGCUGUUUGGAUGGGCCGAGAGGUUUGGUUCGAAUGCUGCUGUGAAGGAUGUCAUCCCGGAAACAGAGAAGCUUGUGGAGGUUGUCAAGAUGAUGGCUGCCAGAGCUAAAGCCCAGUAAUUUCCCCAAUAGGUUGUCACCACGUCAAUAAUUUGGGCCACUUAGAUUGCUCAAGUUGGUCUUUCUUGUUUUUAUUUUUUUGGUUUGUUGUUUGUUCGGAGUUUUGUAAUCCAAUAAACGGUCUUGUUAGUAGCAGUUUUUGGAGUUGCUUUUUAUGGUUUUUUCGUUUUGUUAUUCAGUGCUUUUUUCAUUUUUUGAUGUAACUCAUGCCAAAUAGAAAUGGUUAUUUGUUACAGGGUUGUGAUCGGACCUAA
Molecule: messenger RNA, 1125 nt
Organism: Rhododendron vialii
Lineage: Eukaryota; Viridiplantae; Streptophyta; Magnoliopsida; Ericales; Ericaceae
Product: glutathione S-transferase U17-like
Exons: 2
Coding region: 188-871 (227 amino acids)
Biological process (GO): glutathione metabolic process
Cellular component (GO): cytoplasm
Molecular function (GO): glutathione transferase activity
Source: RefSeq, a predicted model, not a curated record